GUUACCUUCAUUAUUUGAUGUUAUACCGUAGUUAGUAUCGGUUAUAUAAAAUAACUUUUUCCUGUUGCUGUAGCCAUCGAAUACCAGUGCUUAUAUGUCCAGAGGAUUAUCCAUAUUCAAAUAUCUGCAAAAAUUGUCAAAAUUUGUAUCUUCUGAAGUAUGAUGUUGUACUUAAUAGUAUUUGCCGCUGUCUGUGUUGUCAUUAUAAUAAUAUUUUUGAUAAGUAAUAGCUUAUACAGGGAAGAAAUAUCUAACUUGUCGAAGAGGUGCGUGUUUAUUACUGGAUGCGAUACGGGUUUCGGGAACUUGCUGGCCUGUACUUUAGAUGCAAAAGGUGUUUCUGUUAUCGCUGGAUGUCUUACGGAGAAAGGCGCUAGGGACUUGGAUAUCAAAACGUCUUCUCGUUUGAAGACUGUUAUUGUUGACAUCACAGAUCAGACUUCUGUAAGGAAAGCUUAUGAGUUCACUAGUGAACAAACAAAAGAUACAGGGUUGUGGGGCGUCGUGAAUAAUGCUGGUAUUAUGCCUACAUACGCACCAACUGAAUGGACCACUUUAGAAGAAUUUGAGAGGGCAUGCAAAGUUAACCUUUUUGGAACAGUUUCUGUCACAUUAGCAUUUCUGCCACUUUUACGACAAUCACGCGGUAGACUUGUAAAUGUGUGUAGUGUUACCUCAAAUUGCGGAUAUCCGGGCCUUUCAAAUUAUGUUGUAUCCAAAGCGGGCGUCAAAAUGUUUACAUCUUGCGUACGGCGUGAGCUACUUCAUACUGGCGUCACUGCUCACACCAUUGAACCUGGAGGGUUUAAAACAAACAUAACAGACAAGCACAGACUAUUUGACAUACUACUAAAGGCCUAUCAGAGAGCUGAGCCGGAUGCGCAAAAAUGCUACGGUGGAGAUAUUUCCAGAUAUUUGAUAGGUGGAAUCAAAAACACCGCCAAGUACGUGAGUACUAGACCACAGAAUGUCGCCGAUACCAUGGCGCAUGCGCUGUUAGCAAAAUAUCCAAAAUGCCGCUAUCUCGUUGGACCAGAUGCACAUUUGUUUUUCCGAUUGAUGUCGUAUUUACCAGAAAGGGCAGUGGACUAUAUACUCGGCUGGCCUGCUCCUUAUGGCACCCUCUGUCCUGAACUGAAGGAGAGCAGGUUGCUAACAAACUGAGCAAUUAGGAGAUAUGUCAUAAAAAGGUCAAUAUAUGGUUGUGGUGUGCUUAAAGUCAUGCAGUAUGUGCACACCCUUGGACUAGUACCAUCACAUGUGUGCCAGUAACGAAAUUAAGCACUUAGCAGCCGUAUAUAAACUUCAUGGGAAGCCAAAUGUUUGCAAAUUCCAGUCGAGACGAUUACGACAUCUCGGCAAAUUUUGCAUAUAAUGGCCCGACAUCAGUCUAAUAUCGGCAUGUGUUUGCUUGACCAAUAUGUAAUGUCGUAUCUACGAGGGUUGAUCCAAAAGUAAUGUCACCGGAGCCAUUGUCGGACCGGCAUGGUAUCGACGGGCUGACACUCGCUCACUGGGUUAAAGACCUCAGGCCUAACUCAUACACAUGCAAAUAAUUGUGCUAAGGCAAAUCGUUCGAAACCAGGCACUUGUUGGGCCAAUUUCGACAAUUUAGAAGUGAUUAGCUAUUAAAGAUGUCUAAUUUAGAUAAUUAGUUUACUUAAUUUUUAUCGAUUCAUACACGUCAGUUACAUGUUUUUGUUUAUCAGUAGGGUGAAGUUCAAGGUAGAGCAAUAUAGAUAUUGUUAAGUUCUUGCCUUUUGCAGUACAUGACGCUAAGCGAUAAAAUUGCACAAAGGUUAUAUGCAUCUGUAAAUACAUUUUCAGACUUAGAUGCUUUAAAAUAGUAAAACCUUUAAACUACUUAUAUUCACGAACAGCUUCGAUCUUCACCAAACUUUGCCUGUAAUAUCCUUUUAUAGACCUUGUUCAGUUUCUUUCAUAUGGUACCGCUCAACCCCGUUUAGCGGCCACCAGAGCUAAAAUAGAAGAAAAGUCUUUAACCUACUUCUAAAGAACUGCUUGAUAUAGAUAUUCACCAAAAUUUGCAUGUAGCUUCCUUGUGUAGAUCUCUUUUAAGUUUGUUCAGAUGGUUCCGCAUGGCUCGUUAUCUAAAAAAGAAAAAAAACAACUUUUAACUGACUUCUUCUCAUGAACCGCUGGAAGCAUCUUCACUAAACUUGGUCUGUAGCAUCAUUAUACGGACCUCUCUCAAUUUCAUACAUAUGGAUUUGCUUCUAUAUAAAGCUGAAAUUCUGCUUCUGAAGAGAUGCCGUCAGUAUCUUGCUAUCAGUAUCUUGCUAAAUGAAAAUAUAUCCAAUAUUUCAAUUUGUUCAUGUGUAAAUAUGUGAUCUGUGCAUGCGUUAUUUUACAUUAUAGCGUGUUAUAACUGAAUAUCAAAGUGUAAUGUUUAACAUGGUAUUAUAAAAUAUUGCUGAUUUAUAUUUUAGAUAAAAUCUCACUACUGCUGCUAAUAAUUUGUUACAUUUGUUCAGAUGAAUCUAUUGAUAAUCAUUCAAAUAAAAUCUGAAAUUUU
Molecule: messenger RNA, 2536 nt
Organism: Mercenaria mercenaria
Lineage: Eukaryota; Metazoa; Mollusca; Bivalvia; Venerida; Veneridae
Product: retinol dehydrogenase 7-like
Exons: 5
Coding region: 160-1164 (334 amino acids)
Molecular function (GO): oxidoreductase activity
Source: RefSeq, a predicted model, not a curated record